Paramormyrops kingsleyae is the source of this 1414-nucleotide messenger RNA. NCBI's taxonomy places the organism in Eukaryota, Metazoa, Chordata, Actinopteri, Osteoglossiformes, Mormyridae. The record is from RefSeq and is a predicted model, not a curated record.
UCUUUUGUGAUCAUGUAGACUUUGGCUGGCCAACCCUGCUCCUGAAGAUACACCGCUCUGCAGCCCUAAUUUAACACCAUGAUACAGAUAAUCGGGGCUUCAGUAGCAUCUCAGUAUUGGAGUCGGAUAUGUUGAAGUAAAGCUGCCUCUAACCUAAGCUUUGCAAGGUGGUUCAUGUCCAGGAACAGGGAUGGGGCAGCCCAGAUGUAAUUUACAUUUAUGCUAUGAAAUAUUAUUUAUCUGUGGCUGAUGCAGCUGUGUGUUUUUAGGCUGUAUUGUUUAUAUUUCGGGAUGGUUUGGAUUUAGUUUGUUUAAUUAGCCGUUCUGUUGCUAGCACUAAACGUUUUAUAUAUCCUUUAUUUGCAAAUUGUUAAAAAAAAAAAAAGUCUUAAACAGUGACUGGAAUGAACAAAAACCUGUAAGCGGUGUUAAGUGAUUUCCGGUGGAGACGGAGCUAGGCCCCAGCGGGAAUCACCUGGUGUGGAUCGGCACAAAAAUGAGAAAGAAGAGUAGAAAAAGAGCUGCUUCUGAAAUGAGCCCUGAGAGGCUGUCAGGCUGUAGAGUCACAGAAGAAGGCUAUUCUUUCCUGGCUUCAGCUCUGAGGACAAACCUCACAAACCUGACAGAGCUGAAUCUGGUCUACUAUCAACCAGGAGACUCACGUGUGAAGCUGCUCUCUGUUGUACUCAAGGAUUUCAGCUGUAAAUUGGAGAUGCUGAAUGCUCCACUACAAAAAGUGGACCAGUGUGGAGUCACAAAACAAUGCUGUCCGGUUUUGGCCUCAGCUUUAAAAUCAAACCCCUCACUCCUGAGAGAGCUGAGCCUGAGCCACAAUGACCUGCAGGAUUCAGGAGUGAAGCUGCUCUCUGCUGGACUGGGUUUUCCACACUGUAAACUGGAGAUACUGAGGCUGGCAGGCUGUAGUGUCACAGAAGAAGGCUGUUCUUCCCUGGCUUCAGCUCUGAGGUCAAACCCCUCACACCUGAGAGAGCUGGACCUGAGCUACAAUCACCCAGGAGACUCAGGAGUGAAGCUGCUCUCUGCUGUACUGGAGGAUCCCAGCUGUAAACUGGAGAAGCUGAAGUUGGACCGGUGUGAACUCACAGAGACAUGCUGUGAGGCGUUGGCCUCAGUUUUAAGAUCGAAAUUCUCACCCCUGCAAGAGCUGCACCUGAGCAACAAUGACCUCCGGGAUUCAGGAGUGAAGCUGCUCUCUGCUGGACUGAGGGAUUCACACUGUAAACUAAAGAUACUGAGGCUGGCAGGCUGUAGUGUCACAAAAAAAGGCUGUUCUUCCCUGGCUUCAGCUCUGAGGUCAAACCCCUCACACCUGAGAGAGCUGGACCUGAGCUACAAUCACCCAGGAGACUCAGGAGUGAAGCGGUUCUCUGCUGUACAAAAUUUUUAUCACUGA